GAAUCAGAAAUAACAACUAUAUCCUAUACAGAAGCACGGCAGGAAAUUGAAAAUAGUUUGCUCUAUAAAGAAUUCAACAAAUCAAAAAAUAAACGAGAUCUAGAAAACUUUGAUAAAUAUUUAAUUAUCUUGGGAGCAAUAGCUCUUGCAAAACAAAAACCAGAAGAUUUCAAACACAGAUAUUGGAUAGACAAAUUAAUCCAAAAACAAUUGCAAA
Dentiscutata erythropus is the source of this 217-nucleotide messenger RNA. NCBI's taxonomy places the organism in Eukaryota, Fungi, Glomeromycota, Glomeromycetes, Diversisporales, Gigasporaceae. The record is from the annotation of a GenBank genome assembly.